AUGGACGCGAUCCAGAGUCAAAUCAUUCGCUUCAACGGAGAGCCGGCCGGGUGGUUCAGUCUGCAGCCAUUCUGCGAUGUGCUGGGUCUGCUGGACGACGCCAAGCUGCGAGAGAUACCGGAGACGCGCAUCGUCGCCGAGUGCGGCGCCGGCUCCAGUGAGGACGACAGCCUGGCCGACAGCAUGGUCCGCUACGUCCAAAUGGUCCAGCUGAACUGCAAGCGGCAGAUCGGGGCCAGUGACUUCGAUCAGCUGAACGAGCGGCUGGCGAACGUGGGUCGCCGCCGGGCCCGCGGCGUGAUGAUGGCACAGAAGGAGAUGGAGGACUCGCUCAACGCGGACCUGAAGGUGGUGUGGGAUGAGCUCAAAGAGGCGUACAGCGGGGCCGACAAAGUACCGAUGAGCAUGAUCGGGUACGUGGGCUCCGUCAUCCCCAGCGCCGACAUCGCGAUGCUCGACCUCACCACCGAAGAUGCCGUUUUUGAGUUGGGAAUGCCUAUGAAGAUGACGGAAGCGCAGCUGGAUGCACUGGCGACCCGGGCGAAGGCCCAGUGGAGUGUGCUGUCUGGCAGCGCGGCUGACUACACGGCGGACACCGUGGGCACUCUGGGCCAGAUCAUCUGCGGCAUGGCCCCGGCCGACGUGGAGAGCAUCCCGGCGGCGCGCUUCAAGGAGGCCAUGACGGUGCUCUCCGAGGUCUACUGGUGCAAACAAGCCGUCGCCGAGAAGUUGGCCGAUAAAGCCGUCGCCAUCUACGGCGAACCAUCCACCUGGGGGAUGAGUGAGGUGGCUGGCGUGGGAGCGGUGAUUGGCGGGCUGGAGGCGAUUGAAGCUGAAAAGCAUCAAGGACGAAGUCGAUGCGAGGACUGA
This is a messenger RNA of Pollicipes pollicipes, 870 nucleotides long. RefSeq lists its product as uncharacterized. Bases 1 to 870 code for a protein of 289 amino acids. The transcript has 8 exons. NCBI's taxonomy places the organism in Eukaryota, Metazoa, Arthropoda, Thecostraca, Pollicipedomorpha, Pollicipedidae. The record is from RefSeq and is a predicted model, not a curated record. Gene Ontology annotation, cellular component: cell surface. Gene Ontology annotation, biological process: cell-matrix adhesion.